Messenger RNA from Durusdinium trenchii, 540 nucleotides. The record is from the annotation of a GenBank genome assembly. NCBI's taxonomy places the organism in Eukaryota, Dinophyceae, Suessiales, Symbiodiniaceae.
AUGGCGAAUCCCUUCAUUGACGAGGCCAUGCGCACCUAUGGUGGGAAAGAGUGGCGACUUGAAAGUCAUACUCUUCCUCGUUGCCAAGUCAAGACCUCAGAUGACAUUCAGUCGCCCCUGACAGUGGAAUAUGUUUUGUCCUGUUGUCGCCCACCUACCGGUGUCAAGACCACUGUGCUCAUCAUGGAUGCGCAGCUGGCUGUGAGCGAUUGUGGGCUUCCUCGUGAUGUUGCUUUGGCCUUGAAGGGGCAAAGGGUUGCAAGCUUGCCUGUCGCCGUGCGUGUUGCUGAAUCUCCGCCAGCUGACUCCAAAGUUGGGGGAGUUGUCAUGGACAAGGGCAACGGACUGGUGGAUGUGAUCAAGUAUGUCACCUUCAAGGACAAGGUGGCAACGCGGGAAGCUACAAAACUCAUUGCUGGCUCUGCAUAUGCGCCUUUCUCUCGCCCAGGUCCGUGGGCAUCCAAGAAGGCUUUCCAAUCCUUGUUGGACAGGCUGCCUGGACAUCAGUCAUGUGCAUUGGAGAUCAUUGGAGCACAGUGA